This is a messenger RNA of Durusdinium trenchii, 1901 nucleotides long. NCBI's taxonomy places the organism in Eukaryota, Dinophyceae, Suessiales, Symbiodiniaceae. The record is from the annotation of a GenBank genome assembly.
CAAACACUUCCGUUCCCUCAUCGUCAUGCCUCCAUGGAGUGGCGGCUUCUGGGGCCGCCGCCCUGUCGCGCGGAACGGGCACCAGCUGUGCCAACGCCCCUCGGCGUCGCUCACGGCCGCGGGGUCAGCGGUGCCGCGCGUCCGCCAAGUGGGGCACCCUUUGGCGAACUGGGCGAGGUCACAUUCUGGAUGGCCGCCUUGGACGCCUGCAGGCGCACGAAGACCCGACGCGGGGUCUCGUCGACGCGGAGACUUCGGUGUGCAGCGACGUCGGGUGGCACUUUGCAAGAGCUUCUCCUGCCCUUGCUGAAGGUGACGCCACCCACUAUCUGUACUGAGGACGCCGAAGAGCUGCCGCCCAAGAAGGCGAAGAGCUUCGUCCUGGAACUGCGAAAGAGCUUGGAGCCCCUCGAAGAAGCCGCGCCCGAGCACGCGGCCGAGCUCCUCCGUCAGGCAGCUGCUGAGGGUGUUCCCCAGCAGAUGCUGGAGCCUUUCCUCGCACGCUUGCUGCGGGUAGACCGAGCAGGGUCGGAGAGUUUGCUGCUAUGUUACCAGCUCCUAGAGCUGGCUCCAGCUCGCUCCUUUGGUGAGGCGCUGCUCUCCGUUUUGGUGGCGCAAUUGGCACAGCAUGGCCGGCUUCAUCAUGCAGAAGGGGUUCUCCGGCACGCUGUGUCGACGGGAUCCGUGAAGAUGAGGACAUUUCAACCCUUGAUGGACUCUUAUGUGCAGCUUGGUGACAGCCAAAGGCUUCAACAACUCUUUCAUUCAGUUUUGCGGCCUCUCGUCCUCCAGGAUCAAGUACGGCUCAACGGCCAUGCUUUGAUGACACUCCUGCAGGGCUUUGCCUCCAGGCCCCGGCUGCAAGAUGAGGUUUUGAGCCUCCUUUCGCAAAUGGAGCUCGAGCUCUUGCCGGACGACCUUGAGAGGAUCCACCGGUGCCUCGCGCCCGAGCAGCUCCACCUCCGGGCGGAUUUCAUCUUGGAGCCCGAGUUGAGGAACCUCAUGGACGGCUCUUGGCCUUGCACCUCCCUGGCCGAGGACGAGGACGGCACUGCCGUCCUGGCGGAGGCGGCGCGGAGGAGUUUGCACUUGCUGCACGCCGACACGCAGAAGCGGCUACUGGAAGUGCUGCAAGAAGGCAAGCUGACCUGCCUGGGUUCACCGGCUUCGAGCCGAAUCUUGCUGUCGACGGUCCCAACAUCGGCUACCGCGGCGCCGUGCAGCGGCGCCGCCGGGCAGAGGGGCCACGGGAAGGUAGUGGGGCCAAAAAUUACCGUGCAGAUGAAGAAGAGGUGGUGGAGAAUCUCCAUGCACCUUACUUCCGUCAUGAUCAGAUCCAUCAGACUUUGGAGCAGCUCCGCUCCCAGAACCAUUGGCCCUUGCUGGUGAUGCCCUGUCGCUACGCCUUUGCCGGAGGUCCAGCAGAUGGAGAUGCUUCGGUGCAACGCCCCUUGACUCCGCUCAACGACUGGGUCACUCGCUGGAUGUCAGAGGGAUGCCUUUUCGUGACCCGCGACGAUGAACCCGACGACGCGGUUUGGAUCCAUGCUACCUUGGCCUCCUUCAAGGCCGCGGACGCAGUGGAGGGCCCCACCUUUGUGGUCACCCGAGACCAGGCGCUGAACCAUCGUUCCAGCAUUUGGGGAAUCCGCUUCAAUGAAGGUGACCGUGCUGUGGCACUUGAACGCUGUUGGCGUCGAUGGAGCGCCCGGCACCUGCGCUGGUUCGCGAUCUCUUGGGCUGACUGCGAUCACUUCUCCGAGGAGGUGACUAUGACCAUUGACGAGCGGCCUUCCGUGGCGGUCGAGAUACAUCACGUGGGCCUUGACACCUGGUACCUUCCUCAAGUCGGCGGCGCGCGUUGGCUCCGUCUCAAGCGGGAAGCGAAGGAAAAAAGGAAC